Molecule: messenger RNA, 972 nt
Organism: Striga hermonthica
Lineage: Eukaryota; Viridiplantae; Streptophyta; Magnoliopsida; Lamiales; Orobanchaceae
Source: the annotation of a GenBank genome assembly
AUGGCUCAAACAUCUUCAACUUGCACUCUCCCCAUCUUCAUCACCUGCCUCACACUCCUAACCCAAACAAAGGCCCGAAAGAGCCCGUUAUGCCGAACCUCCUGCGGCCCGAUUCCCAUCAACUACCCUUUCGGCAUAGACAACGGUUGUGGCAGCCCAUACUACCAAAACCUCCUAGUCUGCUCCGACUCGGCCCAACUUCAGCUCCGGACCCCAUCCGGCAUAUACCCGGUCCAUAACAUAAGCUACUCGGACCCGCACCUCAUUGUCAUGGACCCAUCCAUGUGGGCCUGUGGAGGCCGCCCGGAUUCUCGGCCCGCCGGGCCCUUCAGCCUCGACACCAGCACCCGCCUCCGGCUUUCUCGGGAGAACGACUAUCUCUUUUUCAACUGCAGCGAGAGGGACGUGAUCAUGGGGCCGAAACCUGUUUUUUGCAACCGUUUUCCCGAGCAGUGUGACUCCACGUGCGACACGUCGAGCCAUCUCUGCAGGAAUUUGCCAGGUUGUGCAUCGGCAUUGCACGGGAGUACGUGCUGCUUGUACUAUCCAAAGGGGAGUGAGUCUAUAAGAAUGAUGAUGAGACAUUGCGCGAGCUAUACAAGCGUUUAUUGGAGGACUCUUGGAACGAGGCCGGAUUUUGAUCAGGUUCCGGAAUACGGGAUUCGGGUAGAAUUCGAGAUUCCUGUCACGACACGUUGUCUCUUGUGUCAGGACAGGUUGAAGGGAGGCGGGACGUGCGGUUUCGACACUCGGACACAGGACUUCUUGUGUUUGUGUGAUAAGAGAAAUGUCACUAGUUACUGCAAAGAUAACAGAGAUGAGCAUAGUAGGCCAGCAGUGGUGGCAGGUACGGUGAGUGGAGUUUCAGUUGUGGGGGUAUUUGCAGGGGCAGGGGUUUGGUAUUUGAGGAAGAUGAGAGCAAAAGCCCCAGUGACACAUGGAGUUCAAACCAAUGACAAUAGACUCUUUUGA